AUGAUUGAUCAGGAGAGCAACAUUAUCAUCCAUGGACUUCAUAUUCACGAUUGCCGACCCCAGGCUCCAAGCUUGGUCAUGAAUCCGGAUGGGAAGGUGGUUCCACUGGGUCAGGUUGAUGGGGACGCCAUCAGGUUAGUGAGUGCAUCAAAGGUCUGGAUUGACCACAACACUCUCUACCAGUGCCAGGACGGUCUUCUCGAUGUCACUCGGGGUACGACAGACAUCACAAUCUCGAACAAUUGGUUCCGAGACCAAGACAAGGUCAUGCUUCUCGGCCAUGAUGACGGCUACGUUCUAGACAAGAACAUGAAGGUCACAGUCAUUUACAACCAUUUUGGUCCUAACUGCAACCAAAGAAUGCCAAGGCUUAGACAUGGAUAUGCACAUGUGGUGAACAACAUGUACAAUGGAUGGGGUCAGUAUGCAAUUGGGGGGAGCAUGAGUCCUAGAGUCAAGAGUGAAGCCAAUCUCUUCAUUGCCCCCAAAUCAGGGAACAAAGAGGUGACAUCGAGAAUGGAUACUAUUGGGAACAAGCAGUCAUGGAAGUUCUACUCUGUGAGGGAUGUUUUUGAAAAUGGGGCUUCUUUC
Molecule: messenger RNA, 591 nt
Organism: Morus notabilis
Lineage: Eukaryota; Viridiplantae; Streptophyta; Magnoliopsida; Rosales; Moraceae
Product: probable pectate lyase 9
Exons: 3
Molecular function (GO): pectate lyase activity
Source: RefSeq, a predicted model, not a curated record